Ailuropoda melanoleuca (giant panda) is the source of this 2905-nucleotide messenger RNA. It is a transcript of the gene CDC25C, whose product is annotated as cell division cycle 25C. Gene Ontology annotation, biological process: G2/M transition of mitotic cell cycle; positive regulation of G2/MI transition of meiotic cell cycle; protein dephosphorylation. Gene Ontology annotation, molecular function: protein tyrosine phosphatase activity. Gene Ontology annotation, cellular component: nucleus; cytoplasm. Lineage: Eukaryota; Metazoa; Chordata; Mammalia; Carnivora; Ursidae. The record is from RefSeq and is a predicted model, not a curated record. Bases 952 to 2481 code for a protein of 509 amino acids. The transcript has 16 exons.
UAUAACGGUUGCGGGGCCGUUCCCAACUGGUUCUGUAAUUAGCCCUCACCCAAAACACUUCGUAAAGCUGAGGAGGGCCCAGGGCUGUUCACUCCUCCUCCUUCCUCAACGCACCCCCACCCCCCAGCAGGAUGAGAGUCUAAGAGAUGCUGCGUUGUAAAAGGAACAUCGAAGGAACGCUCUUGGAAGAAGCCAGCGCUGUUCUGCAUAAGUACACACACCUGUCCCGUUUCAACAUCUGCCAUUCCAGUGGAAAAGGCUCCAUCUCCAAAUGAAGGCAAGCAAAACGAAGAAGAAAAGACCCACGUAACAACACAAGAAAGAAGCAAGGAAAGAGAAACGUUUAAAACACCCUGCAUCCAAACAAAUCUCCCCAGAUAUUAUCCUGAAGAGCGCUAAUCGCUCACGAAGUGCAGUUUAAAUCUCCCGGGGUUGGAGGGGCUAAGGGAAUGGAGAGCUUGGGAAGGCUGUGGCGAUUGGCCAGAGGGAGAGCCAAUGGUGUGCCAGGCACCCAGGGGGGCGGAGCUUACGUCGGGGCUUGCUGAACGCUGAUGGGCCAAUGGACAUCCUGCUCUGUCUGAGGGGCGGGGCAAAUUGUGUUCCUUCCAAAGCAAGCUCACUCUGGAGAUGUAGAGCCAAACGAUUGGCCGUGGGGGUCCGGGAGGGCGAGCGCAGAUUGGCUGGCGCAGCUUUGAGGUGAAUGGGAUAGGUUCAUUGGGAAGGCGGAAGGUUUGAACAGCCGGGACCUGUGACUGUUGGUAUUCUUGAACCGAGGCGGUAACUUCGACCCUCUCCUGAGAGAAACGCAAACCUCGACUCGAGCCUAUCCUGUCUAGAAGCAGAAUUUUAGUCUGGUUAAUUGACUCUUUUCCUCAGAUUUCUUUUAAUUCUGCUCAAGGCUUCGCUUGUGACUGAUUUCCCACUUCUGUUUCUCCUGAGGUUUCGGAGGCCAUGUCUGCAGAAUUCAUUUCAUCUGCAGGACAGGAGGGACGCCCCAGCUCAGGACCCAGUUUUAGAUCCAGUCGGAGAAAGAUAUUAAACCUCCUCCUGGAGAGAGACACUUCCUUUACUACCUGUUCAGAUAUCCCUAGAACUCCAGUGAACAAACUCUUUGGUGAUUCUGCAAACCUAAGCGUGUUGUCUGGAGGAACCCCAAAAUGUUGCCUUGAUCUUUCGAAUCUUAGCGGUGGUGGAGAGAUGUCUGCCAAUCAACUUAACACUUCCAUAGACCUUGAUGAAACUGGUCACUUGGAUUCUAAAGGACCUCAGGAAAUACAUUUAACUGGGAUGAAUCAUCAACAGCACCUUACAAAAUGCAGCCCAGCACAGCUGCGUUGUAGCACUCCAAAUACUUUGGACCAUGGCAACAGAAAGAAAGAUGCAGUAUGUAGCUCAUCCACAAAUAAAGAAAAUGAGAACAACACUUUGAAGUCCUGGGAGUGGUGGGCACCCAGGAGCCUGAAGUUUCGAAAGAGACCAGGGGGGCCUUACAUGUCUCCCCUUUCUCUACUGGACAAUGAAAACUUUUUGGAAAGUGAAAUGAAAUAUAUGGGGAGUCCCAUUAUUACACUUCACAAAUUGGAUAAAAAUACAGAACUAGGAGAAGAUCAGGCAGAGAUUUCCAAUGAAUUGAUGGAGUUUUCUCUGGAAGAUCAAGAAGAGGCCAAGGCAUCUCCGAAUAGAAGCUCCUUGUAUCGCUCCCCUUCAUUGCCAGAGAAUUUGAACCGGCCAAGACUGAAGCAGGUGGUAAAAUUCAAGGACAAUCCAAUACCAGAUAAAGAAAAAAAGGAAUAUUGUUCUAGCCACAAAGAGCUCAGGAAGGGCUUAGGUCUAAAGAAGACAGUCUCUCUGUGUGACAUUAAUAUCACUCAGAUGCUGGAGGAAGAUUCUAACCAGGGUUCUCUGAUUGGUGAUUUCUCCAAGGUAUGUGUGCUGCCAACCGUGUCAGGGAGACACCAAGAUCUGAAGUACAUCACCCCAGAAACAGUGGCUGCCUUACUGUCAGGGAAGUUCCAGAGUCUGAUUGAGAAGUUUUAUAUUAUCGAUUGCCGCUAUCCAUACGAGUACCUGGGAGGACACAUCCAGGGAGCCUUAAACUUGUACAGUCAGGAAGAACUGUAUAACUUCUUUCUGAAGAAGCCCAUUGUCCCUCUGGACACCCAGAAAAGAAUAAUCAUCGUGUUCCACUGUGAAUUCUCCUCAGAGAGGGGUCCCCGAAUGUGCCGCUCUCUGAGAGAAGAGGACAGGGUUCUGAACCAGUAUCCUGCAUUGUACUACCCAGAACUAUAUAUCCUCAAAGGGGGCUACAGAGACUUCUUUCCGGAAUAUACGGAGCUGUGUGAACCACAGAGCUACUGCCCUAUGCAUCAUCAAGACCAUAAGGCUGAGCUGCUGAGGUGUCGAAGCCAGAGCAAAGCAUGGGAAGGAGAGCGGCAGCUGCAGGAGCAGAUUGCCUUACUGGUGAAGGAUGUGAGCCCAUGAUAGUGGGUCAGUGGUUGGCUGUCUAGGAGUCACCAAAAGACACUGUAAAGGUGCUGAGCAGAAAGAGGCCAUGUUGUAUGUGGCUAAACCCAAGAUUGUUAAAAGAUGUCUGCAAACCAACAAGCUGCCAAGCUAAUGAAAUUCCAGGCCUGGAGGUUGGUUUUAGCAGAGCUGCUGGCUGGUGACUGAGUCCUGGAGCUGGCCCUAGAAGGCUGUAGCCUUGAGUUAUAUGGAGAUUUGUGUUGCUUCAGGAAGUGUUUGCAUUCUCUUUCCAUUUAGACUUGUCUUCUCACAAGCGAACAAGCUCUUUCCCUGGGCUUCUGCUUGUGCAAGAGAGUUGCCCAUCUUCUUUCUCUGUACUUGCUCUCUAGGUUUCCUUUUCUCCCUUUUUCUUAGAUGGGAAAAUAAACACCGCAGAAUGAGA